AUGUUGUCUGGGAGUUCCUUGGACAAUCACCCAGGAAAGGGAUCUCUGCACACACUUGAAAUUGAAAACUUCAAGUCUUACAAAGGAAAGCACGUAAUCGGACCAUUCAGUCGGUUCACUGCUAUCAUCGGACCAAAUGGAUCUGGAAAAUCGAAUCUCAUGGACGCAAUUUCCUUCGUUCUCGGAGAGAAGCCGAGCAGUCUGCGUGUCAAAAAAUAUGCAGUGAGUCAAAUAUUUGAAGCUUUCCGUAAAAUUAUUCGAAAUUUCAGGACUUGAUUCAUGGUGCUCCGAUUAACAAACCGGUGGCAAAAAAGUGUCGAGUCACUAUGAACUACAAAUACGCAGACGGAAGAGUCAAGUCGUUCACGAGAGGAGUAAACCACGGAACUUCGGAGCAUCUUCUCGACGGACAGACGGUUUCUUCGGCCCAGUACGCCCAUGAAAUGGAGUCGAUCAACAUCUACAUCAAAGCUAAAAACUUCCUCGUUUACCAAGGAGCCAUCGAGAAUAUUGCGAUGAAGAACCCGAAGGAAAGAACUCAACUGUUCGAGGAAUUGUCUCGUUCGCACGAGUUGCAGGCGGAGUAUGAUAAGCUGAAAGUAGAAGUUGUGAAAGCAGAGGACGACACUCAACACAACAUGAACAAGAGAAGAGGAAUUGCACAGGAGAAGCGAGAAGCGAAGAUGGAAAAGGAGGAAGCAGAGAAGUAUCAAGGAUUGAAGAAUGACCUGGCAGCGAAGUCGACCAUGCUCUACUUGCAUCAACUGUAUCAUUGUGAGAAAACAAUGGAAGAUACGAAGUCAGAAAUUAAAGAGCAAAGAGAGGUCAUUGCGAAAUUAGACUCGACAAAGACAGAAGAAGAGGCGAAGAUUUGCAGCAUGCAACAAGAUCACCGGAAAGCUCAGAAGGAAGUUCAGAAAAUAGAACGGAAAGUGACUCAGAAAGAAGCGGUAAGUCUGUCUUAUACUUGGCAGUAAACUCAUUUUUUCUAAAUUUAGGAUCUUACGGAGAAAAGACAAGACGCUCUGAGCUUGAAAGUGUCUGUUGAAUACGAGAAAAAGAAGUUGGAGACUGCGAAGAAGGCGUUGGCGGCGGCAGAAGCGAAGGCUGACAACAACAAGACCCAGUUGGCCGAGUUAAAGAAGAGGAAGAAGGAGUUGGAGAAGAAAAAGGCAGCGUACGAAGCAGAAGUCACCGAGAAAACGCAGAGAGGAGAUCUGAACCUUUCGGAAGACCAAGUGAAAGAAUACGAACAACUCAAGGACCAGGCUCAGAGAGAAUCGGCCAUGGUCCAGAGAAAUCUCGCGUCGGCGAUGCAAGUGUUCGUUGGACACAGAAGUGCUUUGCUUCACGAGGAGAGAAAACAGAAAGAGCAUCAGGACAGAGUGAAUGCAAAAGAAGCAGACGUGCAGAGACUGGAGCGACAGAUUGCGGCGCUCACCCAGAAGAUCAAGGAUACUGAAGAGGAGACGAAGUCGAUAAGGGACAAUCUGAAAAGGUUGGAGAACAACGUGGUUGUCGACAAGUCGACGGUAGCAGAGUACAACAAGGAACUCGUGUCUGUGAAUCGCCAACUGUCAGAUGCAUCCGGAGAUUCGGCUGAAGGAGAAAGAAACCAGAGACGAAACGAAGCGCUGGAUGGAUUGAAGAAGACUUUCCCGGAAGGCAUUUACGGAAGACUCGUCGAGCUGUGCCAGCCUUCUCACAAACGAUUCAACAUUGCCACCACGAAAAUCCUUCAGAAGCACAUGAACAGCAUCGUCUGCGAUACCGAGGAGACUGCCACUAAGGCCAUUACAUACCUGAAAAAUAAUCGCUAUCCUCCAGAAGUGUUUCUUCCGAAUGAUGCUCUCAUCGUGAGCCCUCUCAAUGAAACGCUCCGCUCGCUGAAAAAGCCAACUGGAGUCAAACUUGUCUUCGAUGUUUUCAAUAUUCACGUCCCAGAAGCGAGAAAAGCGCUUCAGUUUGUGUGCGGAAACUCGCUUGUCUGUGAGAGCCAAGAUGAUGCGAAGCAGUUGGCCUACGGAGGCAGCGGCCUUUCUGAUCGUUACCGUGCCGUUUCUAUGGACGGAACUCUUUUCCAACAAUCCGGAGUAAUGUCCGGUGGAACUGCCGACUUGCGCCAGAAGGCGAAGAAGUGGGAUGAGAAGGUGGUGAAGCAGCUUCGCGAAAAGAGGGAGCAGCUAACAGAGAAGAUUGCCGAUCUGCAAAAGCACAGACGACGCGAGCUGGAAGUGGAAACGGAGAGAGGAAAGGUCAGAGACACCGACAUGCGGCUCGCGGCCUGGAAGAAGGAUCUGAAGCAUUUGCGUGACGAUCAACUGCAGCGGCUUCAGAACGAACUGGAAGGAAUGACUGCUGAAUUGAACAUGUUGCCGGUAGGUUUUAUCCCCAAUCAUUCGCCUUAUUCAAUCGAUUUCAGCCCCGUAUUGCUAAUUGCCAAGAGAAAGUAACUGAAAGUGAAGCUGAAGUAAAACGUCUCGAAGCACUGAGCAAUGAAGUUUCCGACCGCGUCUUCGCUGAAUUCUGCAGGCGUGUGGGCAUUGAAUCGAUUCGUGACUACGAGGACAAGGAGCUGCGAUUCAAGCAGGAGAGGGAAGACCGGUUGCGUUCGUUUGACGACGAAAUCCGGAAGUGGGAAUACGAAAUUGAAUUCCUCAUGGAAGAUGACGUCACGCGAAGUGUCAACAUCGAAAAGGAGAAGGUUCGGAAUUACUUUUCGUGUCUUUCAAACUGUUUCCCCGCAAACAAAACUAUUAACUAGCAAUAAGGACAUUCUUAUCGCGUUAGCAAAGACAUUAGGAAUGCUCUUUUACGACAAAGUACUUUCAUUGCAGGUUUCCCAAACCGAAAAGCUGUUCAAGGAGACGAAGAGAAAGGAGAAGGCGGCGGCGAGUGCAUACAAAGAGCACGAGGAGUCAAUCGAAGUAGACAAGGCUAUUUUAGACGAGAAGAAAGCGACGGCGCAGAAGUUGGAAGCUGAAUGGAACGAAGUGAAGAAGGCGGCGGCGGUGGCUACGAAAGAGUUUGCAAGAGCUGAAAAAGAGUUGUUCCGUCUGGAAAGUCUUCUUUCCAAGAAGCAGUAUGAGAGACAUUCGCUGCUCCACGCGGCGAAACUCGGACAAAUCCAUUUACCGCUUACUUCUGGAAGUAUGAAUGAAGUCGAAUACGAAGAAGACGAUGAUGGUAAGGCUGUUAUCUGUAAUUAUUCUGAGUACGCCAGUUGCAGAUGACUCCGACUCUCAAGCCUCUGGAAACGACGGUAAUGGCAACCACGACAGUCCGAGCGUUUCCCAAGAACAGAUUCAACGAGAGCAGCGCAUCAAGAUAAACUAUGAAUCGUUGCCGGAACACAACAAAGAGGUGAUCAUUGACCGUCGAUUGUUGGCAUUCCGUUCUCACGAUUUGAAUUGCAGAUGGAUGAAGAGGACGCAAUCAGGAAAGCGACGAUCUCUCUAAACGCGGAAAUCGAAGAGCUGAAGAAGAGUGUGGCCAAAAUGCACGCUCCGAAUCUGAGAGCAAACCAGAGAAUGGCGGAGGUGAAGGAGCGAGAAGCCGAGUCGUCUGAAGAGCUCGAGAAUGCACGAAAGAAGGCGAAGCAGAUCAGACAAAAGUUCGAGAAGGUACGCUUUCUAAACACUUAUUCCCUUUAUCCUUGGUUCACAUUAUUGCCAAUCGACAUAGGUGUUUUGAGUUGAGCGCCGGUACUUGGGGGCCUGGUUCGGAAAGAAAAAUUUGGCAGCCGUAAGGAAACCUCUUACAGUCGCGGUGAAGUCGGAAAUGUCCAGAUUGCUGCCCCUUAAGGACAUUCCAGCAAUUUGGACAUUAGUGGACUCUAGUGCAUGUACCAGGUAUCCUAGUGGGUUCAAAUGAGUCGAAAUUGAACGAAUAUGACCCAUGGAAGUAAUUCAGAUAGUUAGAACAACUUGACAACCUGUUACAAUCCGGGUAAAUUGGGCUCCCGCACCUAUGUCAAUCGAUAAUUGUUUAUCUUUUAUCUGAUGCCAGGGAGUGUUAAAUUGCAUCACUACGGAGAGACGCAAAGAAGAUGCUGUUUACAACAACAUGCCAGACCCUCAACUCGUGGCUUUCUCUCUCUCUCUCUUUCUCUUCUUAUUAUAUUUUUUCCCUUUCCAUUCAAUCGCUAUUUUCAGGUGAGAACCGAACGUUACCGUCGUUUCGCCGACUUUUUCGAACCUGUCGCAAACGCAAUCGAUGACAUCUACAAACAACUCUCCCGCAACACGUCUGCCCAAGCAUUCCUUGGUCCCGACAACUCGGAGGAUCCGUUUUUGGAGGGCAUCCAGUACAACUGUGUAGCUCCAGGAAAACGCUUCCGUCCGAUGGACAACCUGUCCGGAGGAGAGAAAACUAUUGCCGCGUUGGCUUUGCUCUUCGCCGUGCACGGUCGGAAUCCUGCUCCGUUCUUCGUUCUCGACGAGAUCGACGCUGCUCUCGACAACACAAACAUCGGAAAGGUGCGUGAAUUUGCGAUUAUUCCAAUCGAACAACUAUUCCUUUCAGGUGGCCUCGUACAUUUGUGAAUCUGCUCGCGAGCACAUGCAGGUCAUCGUCAUUUCUCUCAAAGAAGAGUUCUACAACAAGGCGGACUCGCUUAUCGGAAUCUUCCCCCAUCCAGCCGCCUGCACCACUUCCGGAGUGCUCACAUUUGAUCUAACCCGAUUCAAACAGAUUGGUCUCAACGAGAUGACUGAGAAUCCACCGAACGCUUCUCAGUAA
Molecule: messenger RNA, 4740 nt
Organism: Caenorhabditis sp. 36 PRJEB53466
Lineage: Eukaryota; Metazoa; Nematoda; Chromadorea; Rhabditida; Rhabditidae
Source: the annotation of a GenBank genome assembly